This is a messenger RNA of Brachypodium distachyon (stiff brome), 1982 nucleotides long. Its product is annotated as SAP30-binding protein. The record is from RefSeq and is a predicted model, not a curated record. Gene Ontology annotation, cellular component: nucleus. The transcript is spliced from 8 exons. The coding region runs from base 397 to 1758 and encodes 453 amino acids. NCBI's taxonomy places the organism in Eukaryota, Viridiplantae, Streptophyta, Magnoliopsida, Poales, Poaceae. Gene Ontology annotation, biological process: regulation of DNA-templated transcription.
GAACAGUACUAAAAGUACUAAAGUGAGUUUUCGGGAAGGCCGCGAGAGACAAUUCGCGGAAAAUCAACCCCACGCGGAAAGAUAAAAAAAAAGGAAGCGGUGCGGGGAGCCACGGGACACGGGACUGACGAAUCGGAACAACCGAACAAGGAAUGACACGAGCCUGCAGUUCUGCACACUGGGCCGCGGGCCGUGGGCCGUGAGCCGUGGCACCGUCACCUACUUACUCACCUGCCUGACCCCAUCGUCGUCUCGUCUACGAGUCGAACUCACGAUUUCGUAAACUCCUACAUUCUUCGCAGUCAAUCGCCGUGUAUUUCGCGAAUCCUUCCGCCUUCUCCCUCCCAUCGCUUCCUCCCGAAAUUCCACCCUUCUUUUCACUUCCUAAUCCUCGCCAUGGCGUCAAACACCUUGGGCAUAGCCGCCUUGUUCUCCAUGUACAACGAUGACGAGGAAGAGGAGGACGCCGACGAGCCCAGACCCCCUUCCGCGGCGCCACCCGCCGCGGCAACCUCCUCGUCCACGUCACCUCGAACCGGAGGUGAGAGCUCCAACCCUAACCCGAACCCCGACCCUUCGCCGGAGCGUCCGUCCCUUCCCCUCUCCGAGGGGCAGGCCGACCGCAAAACCCUAGCGAGCCCCCAGCUCUUGCCGCGGCUUCCUCCGCUGCCCCCGCGCCGCUCGUCUCCGUCUGUCGCGGUUUCGUCCGCCUCCCCUCCUCGGCCCCCGUUGGCCGCGCCGCCGGCCGAUCUGCCGCGCCCCCCGCGUGGCGGGGCGCUUGCUAUCGUGGAUUACGCGCACGACGAGAUGGCCAUGUCGCCCGACCAGGAGGAUGGGGAGAUCAUGAGUGGUGUAGGUGGUUUUGGCUCGGAUGCUCUGGAGGUUGAGGGGAAUCUUGAAGAAAGACUUCUCUCACGUACUGUUCAUAUUCUGACCCCCAACACCAUAUCAGAAAGAUCUCAGCACUCCGAUGCACCUGAGCAGAACCAAGUAGGGACAGAUGUUGCUAUGGAUGCAACUGGAACAGAAACUGUAGAUGCUAGGGUGGAGGAAGCUUCUGAUAUAUCUACUAAUGUCCAGAAUGAUGAUCCAUUGAGCCGUUUCCUCCCCCCACCCGUGGCUACAAAAUGUUCUGCAUCAUUACAGCAAAAGAUUAACAAGUUCCUUGCAUACAGAAGGGCUGGAAAGAGCUUUAAUGCUGAGGUGCGCAAUAGGAAGGACUACAGGAAUCCUGACUUUUUGCAGCAUGCUGUGCGGUACCAAGAAAUUGAUCAGAUAGGGUCCUGUUUCAGUAAAGAUGUUUUCGAUCCGUACGGAUAUGAUAAAAGUGACUACUAUGAUGAGAUAGAAGCUGAUAUGAAGCGUGAACUUGAGAGGAAGGACCAGGAGAAGAAAAGAAAUCCGAAAGUCGAUUUCAUUUCUUCGGGAGUACAACCUCCAGUUAAUUCAUCGAUAACGAAGAUUGCAGCUGCCAUAUCAGCAGCAGCUGGUGCAUCGGUUCAGGCAUCGGCAGAAAGUGUACAGAAAGAGACUAGGCCAAACAAAAAGUCAAAAUGGGAUAAGGUUGAUGGUGAUAUUAAAAACCCUGCAGCUCCUAGUGGACAUGACAAUAUGUCGGCCUCCGGUGGAUCUGCUGCAGUUUUGCCUUCUGGAAAUGUUGUUGCUGGAUAUGCUGCUUUUGCUCAACAGAAGAGGAGAGAAGCUGAAGAGAGGAGGACAAGUGAUUAUAAAUCAGACAAAUCAGACAGAAGGUCUUAGGGUUAUAUUUUGUUCUCUUGGGAAUGUGCCAUCGAGUGGUUUGACAUAAUUCUGUAAUGUAGAAAACCAGUUUUUGAUCCGAUGAACUUCUGAAAGGCAGAAGUGCUAACACAAAUGCAUUCAUACAAAAAAAAGGGGGGCAACUGUAAUACUCAUAGGGACCAAUGCAGUGGUUCUGUUAACUGUGAUUUUUAAUCUUAGUAUUGGCAUUUCUCAAGCUUGAA